Acyrthosiphon pisum (pea aphid) is the source of this 4101-nucleotide messenger RNA. RefSeq lists its product as uncharacterized. The transcript has 3 exons. Lineage: Eukaryota; Metazoa; Arthropoda; Insecta; Hemiptera; Aphididae. The record is from RefSeq and is a predicted model, not a curated record. The coding region runs from base 261 to 2453 and encodes 730 amino acids.
CCCAAAUAUCAUUCGUUCAUAUCCGUCGUGACCUUGGUCGUGUGUGCCGGGCAUGCCAUCUUCUUAACCGCCCAGUAGUAUAGUAGUAUAGUUAGUUUAUACCUACCGUACCCAUACCUAUUAACCAGUGUCCGUCUAUUGCGCGACGUUUAAGUUCAACACCUGCACGCUUUUGUCAGUCGUCGGUCAUGGCCAGAUGCUGAACCUUACCAAACUAUAAUUUAUUGGAAUUUACAUAACGUGAUCAAUUUAAAUUUAAAAUGAAAGUAGCGCUAACUGUUUUAGCGCUCAUGACUACCUUGGAGCUGGUACAAGGCGUACCGGUUUAUGGUCCUCCGCAACCGUUGCCAACUCCACACAAGUACAGGUCUCCAAAUGGUGCACCCAUCCCGGCCAAGUAUCCUCCUCAUCCUAGUGGUCAUUCAGGAAAAAAUGAAUUCUAUUCGAAAUUUAAUCCUCAUUCACUACCACCAGGCUUACGUGGACCCGCACCCCAAUUGCCACCACCUUUUGCUAAAUAUCCUCAUCUGCCACCACCCGGCAAACAUCAACAACAGUACCAACAACAAAACCAACACCAACAUCAACAGCAACAGCAACAGCAACAUCAUCAUCAUCAACAACAACAGCAACAGCAACAGCAACAUCAACAACAACCACAUCACUCACCUAACAGCUUGAGACCAGUAGGACCACAGUUCCAGUCGAAACCACACUUGCUGCAGAACGGCGCUCCUCAUCAUUCUCCUCAACAGGGCCAAGUUAAUAGCGGCCCUGAACAACGGGUACAAUUAGUACCAGCACGGCCUUCUCCUAAGAUAACCAACGUCUGGACGGGACCCAAAUUAUCUGGAUCACCCGAUUUUCCACCGCGUUUCCCCGAUGUCACCAACUCCCCAGCAUCGGUGACUACAGCCCCAUUUCUGGAAAAACCCAGUGGACCUUACAUAAUCAAUAGCGACGACGAGAGGGGUCCUAUCAAGACUAUACCGGCACCGAACCUGAACCCAGCAGACAAACCAGCCAACUUCGAAGAACAAUUGUACAGGGCACAACACCAACAAUCGUACGUUCAACCUUUGGACAAUUCGAUAACCGACGAAAAACCCUCGUACCAGGUAACCGAAGUGCCGAGUGGUUACAAACAAUUUAACAGCCAACCGUCGUACUUCGCCCAGGACCUAGGAAUCUCAUCAUCUGUCAAGGUUCCGCCCAACACAGACUCUAACUCAAUACCAACCGUUCCACUGGACAUCGCUCUGCAACAACACUUGGAAAAUCAACAUCAUCAACAGCUGUCAGCCGAGCAUAUCGGAUCCUCUGAUACGUUGACGCCACAAGAGCUGUACUCACUGUUGAACAGUAACCAGGCCGCUGCCGUGGUACCACAGGCCACAUACAUGGUACCGCAAACUGUCAUGUACGCUGUACCGCAACAACAGUCGCUGGACCCGCAAGCCGGCCACCAGAUCCAGUACCAGGCGCAGCCAGUCCAACUACAGUACGCACAACAGCCUACAGCCACAGGUGUCCAGUUACAGUAUGUGCAACCGGCCACCACAGAUCUCCAGUACUUGCAGCCACAAACGGUCCAAUACCAGCCACAAGCUGUCCAAUAUCAACCACAAUCCAUCCAAUACCAGGCUCAAUCCGACCACUUGCAGCAGCCGUAUCAACAACAAUCAGCGGAACAGUAUAGCGCGCAGACUGCCGCUGCUGAAAUAUCAGCGCAAAAGCAACAACAGCAACAGGAGCUUAUACAACAGCAACAAGAAGAGCAACAGCAACAACAGGAGCAGCAGCAGUAUUCGCAACAGCAACAACAGGUCCAGUUACAACAACAGCAACGUGCGCAGCUAAAACAACAGCAACAGGAGGAGCAACAGCAGCAGCAGCAGUUACAGCAACAGCAGCAGCAGCAGUUACAGCAACAGCAGCUGGAUAACGACGUUCAGUACCAGCAGGAACAGGAUGACUACGAGCCCAGGAACAGCGAAAAGGGAUCAGCAGAACAAUCGCCCGCAGCAGUGCCGGAGGACGAUGAACACGAUCAGAGGAAGUUGCAGAGCAUCCGAGACCAGUAUUACUCAGCCGUCCCCAACGAACAGACAGCUAGCGUUCUGGCGCAGAUCGCCCAGUCGGCAGCCAACAACGAUGAGUCGAGUCAAGUAGUGGAUGCGGUGAAACCCGCGGAAAAGUCACCAACCGAUCAGUCGGUACAGAUGCACACUUCGGUACAGAUUCAACAGUCGGUGCCACUUUACGAGGGCACGUACGCGUCGUCGAGGCGCACCAACCAGGAGUAUGCGGACGAGGGCGGUGAGACCGACGAGCUGAUGGAAGGCAGUGAAUCGGUGGCCGUCUCGGAGUCGUCGUCGUCCUCGGUCAACGGACACGCUCCCAAUCAGUUCCCGUAUAGUGCGGCCAAGAUAAAUGGAUUCGCCGCCAACUAGUCCUAGAUAGCUAUAUACUGCAGUUUUCUCCGUCAGGAUAUGAACAACGCGACUUCAAUAUUUGAACUAGCUCAGAUAUUGUAACAGCUAUUAUUAUCUCUAAAAGCGACACUAUAUUAUUUUAUAGUUGAUAUUUUUUAUUUACUAAUUUAUUUUUUGAAGACAAAACAUCGAUGUCCGUCGUCAUAUUGGAUCGUAGUGAAAUUUAUUUGUUGUUUGUACCUACUUAUUUUUGUUUUAACUCAUGAUCGAAACGGAUGGCAGAUAAGCGGAUUUGUCGCACGCGCAGACACCCUAAAUUAUUUAUUUAUAUUUUAUAUUAUUUUUAUUUUUAUACGUUUAGUUUAGUUAAAUUAAUGCUAUUUUUUUAAGACUCAGAUACGGGAACAAUUGCUCAAAUUUGAAAUUAUGACCCACAAGUCAUGGCCACGUGGCAUUUUUCUCGACAAUAACGGGCUCAAUAUUUUGUAGAUCGACUUGAACAUGAGUUACAAUAUGCAGGGUUGGGCAUAAUACUCAAAAAAAAAGAAUCAUGAUACAUGCAUUUAGUGUAUGUAUCUAGAAUCUAGAUACAAGAUACAAGAUACACGGUACUCCCUAUUUUAUAUUUCCAAUUUAAUUGUAUUAACUAUAAAACGUCUAGGUAUACACUAUACUGUCUAUACAAUAUACAAUAUCAAUACUUAUAAAGUCAUAAAAUAUGAUACAAAAAGUCAAUACACAUUAUAAAUGUGUAACUAAUACAUAACUAAUUACUCUUCAUAUCAUAAUUAAUACAAUACUACGUUAUACCUACGUAUAGGUACGUUAAUAUACAUAAUAUAGCUAAUAUACCAAAAUUAAUAAAUUACAUCUUAAUUUUUACUUAUAAAUGCGUUAAUGUGCUAUACGGUAAAGAUUAAUAUAUCUAUAAAUUAAAUUUGUUAUAGUUAGUUUAGUUAGCUUAUCUGUACUUUUGAUUUUAUUUUCUAUUUUAUGUGGAAUGGCCCUACAUGAUUUUACUCAUAUCUAGGUAACAGAUUCAUAUUUUAUGAGACCGAAAAUUCCAGUUUAGUUCUUAUCUAUAUGACUCAAUGACUGUAAGAGUAGAUAGGUAUUAUACUGAAAAGUUAGUAUACGGCCAUUUAAUUUUUUUCAAAUUAUAUAAGUUCUUACAUUGUUAAAUUAUUUUAAGUUUCGAGUGUCUUGCAAAUCGAAAUCAAAUUUCUUGGAACUGUUCAGUAUAGUUGUUUACAAUAAUAUUAUAUUGUAUUUCUUGUCAAAGUAAAAUACAUAAUACUAGUAUAAAAUAUAUCACGAUACAUGAUACUUGAUACAUUUGUAUCUUUGAUACUGCCCAACCGUGGUUACAUGGACAACCCAUAUACCUACUUAAUAAGUUAAAUUUGUGCAAAAAACAGUUAUGCCUAAACAUAUACCUAUACCUACGUUAGCCGUACCACAGCAGCUCUCAAUACUAAUUUCAGUAUAGGUAACGACAUACAUAAAAAACUCAUGACAUAUUUAAGUUAACUUGAUAUUUAUUUUAUGUAAAUGUAGAAUAUUAGUUAUAAGAAUAAAAUACACAAUUCAAACAAAUUUAAUCAGAAGACAUGUAAACAUUUUGGAAUUGUUCGUAAAACUUAAUAAAGAUUUACAAGAUUACGCU